GCUGAAUGGCUAAACUUUAAGCAAUUAUUUUUCUUGUUUUAAAACACAAUGGAAUGCCUGUACAUCGACUCUGUUUUUCUAUUGGCUGCCACCAGUGUUGCCUGGUGACGGCUGUGUGCAAACACUCUUUUAAGGAACUCAGAGAGCCAGCUGCUUAAUGAGCCCUGGGAAUUUGCAGGCUACAGGGGAUAAAGCAGAUUCCAGCACUAAGGAAAAAACCUGUAAGGUGCAUUCAGACAGAUCAGCUGAAGGUCUGUUGGGGGUAGACAAGCUGAUGAUAAUGGGUGUGGGAGAUGAAGAUGCUGUCAUCAAGGAAAAAGCACACAUUUUAAUUGAGGAUGUAAUCAGGGAUGCAAAAGAGCAUCUUCGAGAUUUGCAAGAAAAAGAGAGAGAAGCUGAGUACAUCAUCCAAAACAUUCAAUGGACCUCGUGCAAGGACUUUACAGUGGAGAGGGGACAGCAGCAAAUUGAGGAAUACAUGUCACAGACGUGGGAGUUUCAUGAGAGCUGGCUUCACUGGUCAGACUACCUCCAGGAACAAGAAAUGAAGUACAGCAAGAGGUACCAUUACCUGGUUCGCUGGAGCAUCCCAACAUGUAGGAAGCCCAUCCCACGAACAACAGCAUGCAUCUAUUUCAUCAUUGAGAUCUCCAAAAUUAAGCCACCUACCUUGCCAGUUGAGGUAUUCUUCAUUUUGGAAUCAAAUAGGUUCAUUCACAGACCAGGACAGUGUCGGUUUAGAGAAAAGUGGCUCAAAGACAUCAUUGAAAGCAAGAGAAUUCUCAUGGACAGCAUAACUUUCUAAAUAAACAUUUGCUUCAGAUUAAAUCCAGUUCAAAAGGGCACCUACAAUCUGUUGGUGUUAUAUAGAAAUAAACUAAGGGCACUGGAACAGGCUUUAUUGUUUUGCCUUUCCUUCUCUUUUACUAGCUCUUCUGAAUUAGAUCCUACAAGAAUGGUACCUGGCUACUACAUCAUGAACACAAGUUUUAAAUUAGUGUGACAUUAACAUGGACAGCUUAAGGACCUGAUCUUGCAACUGGCUCUGCACAGAUGCAUAGAUAAGGCCAGCAGAAGAGAGUUCCAAGAUCAAGAUAUACAUAGUUUAAAAUGAUGAGAGGUAGGUUAAGCCUAAUGCUCUGUUAAAACAAAGUUUGUAAAUCCAACAGAAGUGGAUAACAGGAUUUCUGAAGUUUUUAUGGAAAUCUACCACAGGGUGUAAGUAUUUCCACCCCUCAGAACUAGAAACCAGGGAUUUUAAAAGUGCAUUCAGAUGCUUUUCUUUUUUUUUUUUUUUUUUUUUUUUAAGUAUAUAAGAAUGAAUAAGUUAAAGGAUAUACAGGAUACUCAUUUUGGAAAUAUGAUGACCAAAUGACAAUGGGGGAAUACUGGAUAAGAAUUGAUCGGGAGCAGGCCUCUAACUGCAAAUCUUAAGAGGUUAAUACUACUGAAAAAAGAAAAUUAAAAUACAAGGAGUUAAAAUAAUAAGGGUUUAAUCUAGAAGAUUUCCAAAAGCAAAGAAAUUCAGAACUGGAAUCAAAAUCCAUCCUCUGUUACUACCUCUGUAUUUUCUGGACUUCUAAACACUGGUUACUACUGCCCCCCACCUGAGAGAUAUAUCUAUGUACAGCAGCUAAGCAGAGAAGGAGAAAGCUUUUAGUUCUUUCAUUCAGUGUCCUGGGCUUUUGGAGGUUCUAGGCCAGACCCUUAAAGUUACUACUUCUAUAAUAUACACUGCUUGUGAUCUUUUUUAAAAUAGUGGAAGCCAAGAUCUAUUAAAUUACAAAUAUAUUUCUAUUUACAAAUGGAAUCUGAACCACAAGCCAUGAAGUGAGUUUUCUUCCUCAAAACAACUAAAAGGAAAUCAUAAAUGUACAGUGUGUAAAGAACUUUUCACAAGUACAUCAUAAAUGAACAAUCAUCAAAUCUAAAUGGAUAUUUAGGAAUUCCUUAUUUUUUGCUACAAAUAGUUGUCUGUUCAUGGUGGUGAAAUCUAGUCUGAUUUUGUCCAUGCUGAUUAACCAAAAUAAAUGGAAGAUAGUUAUGUUUCAUUUCACCAGCAGCAGACCAGCUGAUGAUGGUAUCCUGUUGUGUCCAUAUCCAGGUCUAAUACAGUGCAUUACCAUCUUGUAGGAUCAUGAAUCUCCCUGAGUGCUCCUCAGUCUCAUUCAGGAUUCUGUACUUCCCCUAAUGGCAGUUGCCUACAGCUGGUGAAUGAGUUGUCCAAGAAAGCCUAUUAAGGGUGAUUGUUUCUUGAUACAAAUGAUCCAGUCCUGAGAAAUGCAUCUCAUUGGGUGGAAGGCACUGCAGUACUUUACAGCUGUUUCCAAGUCACAAGAAGGGGAUAGCUUCUGUUUACUACAAUCCGUGCUGUACAAUUGGG
Messenger RNA from Dermochelys coriacea (leatherback sea turtle), 2383 nucleotides. It is a transcript of the gene AKAP14, whose product is annotated as A-kinase anchoring protein 14. Lineage: Eukaryota; Metazoa; Chordata; Testudines; Dermochelyidae. The transcript is spliced from 7 exons. The record is from RefSeq and is a predicted model, not a curated record. Bases 158 to 805 code for a protein of 215 amino acids. Gene Ontology annotation, cellular component: cAMP-dependent protein kinase complex. Gene Ontology annotation, molecular function: protein kinase A regulatory subunit binding.